ACGUCGUUAGCCAUCGAGAAGACAACGACGACGUUCACGUUUCGAUCGAGCGAAACCGCGAGGUACUCUAGAUCGACGAUCCACGCGUCCUUGUGAGUGUUGUUUCUUUACGCGAUACGGUUGUUGCCCCGCGACAAAACCCACUCGAAGAUGGGCAAAAUUUCUAUUCAGAUGCGACCUCCGAGUUACGAAUAAAGGAUAAAGUUUAUUCGUUGUUAGUCGAAUAAAACGUAUAAUCCGUUUAAUCGUUGGCUCGGAUAACGUGUCUUAGGUUCGCUUUACUCGCUGUCCAUUAUUUUGCUCGUCUCCGGAGCCAGCGAAACGAACUCAGGAUCACCGUGACGAUCACCGUCAGAUAAUUCAAGGAGAAGAUGACGACGCGCAUAACGAACCGCGCGAGAUCAUGGUGGUGAGGAGCGGAUCCGUCGCGCGAACUAGAGGCAAACGGCGAAGAAAGCAAGCAGCGAGUUGGCAUGAACGACGAGGGGAACAAUCCCGACGACGCUCACGGCGAUGGUUAUAGACGUGACGUGACGACCACGUUCCUGUCUGUCGACUAUUUACGUUCGUUCUCGCUCGUCAUACUUGCGAUCGCUACGAUGGUGUUGAUGACGCGCACGUCGGAUCGUCGAUGUGCCAGCCUUCAGCGCGCCUAAAGCCGUAGGAAUCAACGCUGCGAUCGUCACCACGAGAAAGCGAGUCCACAGGAAUCUGCAACGACGCGGAGAACCAGGGUAGCCCGCGACCAUCGUCUUGCAAUGAACAGGCUGCACCUGCCAAGGCGCAUAAUGUGUCUCGCGUGACACGCGCCGUUUCUCGGUACAUUACUCGUCGGGGCUCUUUGGCUUGAUACACGCCCCCGCUUCCAUUCUACCCAGGGUAUAAUCCUUACGACGAGGACACGCGUACCAGGGAGGCACGAUAGUAAUGACGGUGAUGCUGCUGCAACGUUCAGUCACCCCGCAGUCGACGCACAACCAAAAGACAGCGAACAAGGACUGCAGCGCGAAACAGUCAUUUUUAUUCCUGCUGGACGACCGUCCAGAGCAUCGACACUCGACGGACACGACUACCACGAUUACUACCAACAACAACAACAAUAACAAUAACAACGUCAACAACAACAACAACAUCAUCAUCAACAACAACAACAACAACAUCAACAUCAACAAUAUCAACAACAACGUUCUCAAAAGAGACAGCAGUCUCUCGUACGUUGCCGAGGAGUCGGUGGCGUCGGUGACGUCCCAAAGACGCGCCGAUUGUGGCCAGGACGUCGCAAUGCGAUAUUACCGGCUCUGGAUCUACACCUGUAACUUGGUGCUGCUCGGUAGCGCGCUCGGCUUCGCCGCUACGGUCUCGCGUACUCUUUUAUUCACCGGCGAUCCUCGUCGUUUCGUGAUGCCAGGUGUGCCUCGUGCAUUCGACCCAACAGCACUCUACGCUUAUUUGGCACUGGCCACGCAGCUGGGCUUGGUGCAGUUGCUCGGCUGCAUCGCGGCUAGGAGGCUCAGCGCCAGACUUCUCAACGCCUAUUGGGUUCUACUUCUGGCGCUUCUGUUCGGCGACGCCGUCAUCGGGGUCGCCUGGGUCUUCCGAUUCGAGAGGAUGCGCGCCGAGCUCAGGCCCAAUCUCAGACAACGACUGCAGAUAGAAUACGGUAAGGAUCUACGAUUCACCGAGCAGUGGGACCGUUUGCAAAAGGAGUUUAUGUGUUGCGGGGUGACUGGUCCCAGAGAUUUCGUAAGCCGUUGGCCUCAAACGUGCUGCGGGCCCAGCGUGAACGUCAGCGACGCGUGUCAACAACCGUUCGCGAGGGGCUGCGAGGAGUCUCUGAUGCGAUGGCUUAGGAAAACGGCAGACCUGCUGUUUGUGCUCGGUUUCUGCGUAAUCGCGUUCGCCAAGCUGUGUUUUCUGGGAAUCCUGCGGUACGAGAUACGAGAGAUGAUACAAAAGAUACGUCUGCUUCGGGAACCACCGCCACCGGCGACCACGUUAGCUCAAUCACCGUUCUCGCAGGUCAUGCCGGAAGCGACCAACAACGGGAACAUUGUUCGACGCACUACUCUGCCCAACGCUGUCGCUCCUCCCGGAAACGCGUCAUUGCUGCUUCAAACGGAGGACUGCAACACCGGAAGACACCCCCUGCUGGCAAACAAUCUGCAGGACGGUGGGGCGGACAGCGACACCAACAGCCAUUGCGCGUUGAUUCUCGAAGAAACUACGCCUACCACGGCGAACCACACCUGUGGUGCAGCUCGGGAGAAGAGCAACGGUAACAACAAUUACGAGAUGCGCGAGUUCAACAGAAGAUUGUUGCUGUCGAAUGGUGGCAGCCCGGGCACGGGGAUAACGGCAGGUGGACAAAGCAGGCGGACCUGACUAUGGAAGUGGUGGCGAAACACCUCGAACCGUUUCCUGUACAGAAGCAACCGGUUCGCCGAGAUCACCGUGUAUAAGUAAGCCAGCCCGUGCAUACGUGGCUCCGAUGCUCCAUGCGUGUAGCCGCACGGAAAACACGGAGAAAAGUUUGGAAAACGUGGUCAGAGACGAGCCGCUCCUCGGAUUCUACAUCCAACCUCUUGUACGGAAAGCUGUCGAACGGAAUUGGAUACUGGCUGUUCCGUUGAAAUGAUCUUGGAAUUAAAGAAAAUCCGACAAAAUAUAAAUACGCGUAUGCUUCGCAUAUCGAUAGCUGAUGAUUCCGAUUUUCGAACGUUACACGAAACUUUAACGUAUCUAAAUAUUCGACAAACUCUACGUUACAGGGGUCACAGACGCAACGAUUAAUCGUACGAUUAAUUAGGCCAGUGAUUCUUAAUCGUCACGCCGUUAAGCUAGCUACUCUGCGAUGUCAAUUUUUCUCAUCUUUCAUAGUUUUUCAAAUGAUAACUAUCAUUGUUAAACUCGUUGUGUUCGUAACGUAUCGAAACUACACCUAUACAUAUAGUUGCUCCUUGUCUCUUUGCGAAUCGUUAGGUCUGUAACUCUUAUCAAAGGUAAAGAAAUGCGUAUAAAGGACUAUCGAGGAAAAGUAAUUCAAAAUAAUUUCAAAUGAUUUCAAGGUUACAGCCUGAUUCAGUUGCGCGAAACAUCUUGCAUACAGAAUGAUCGCGUUACUAGCAACCAGCGUAUUUCUUAUAAACGAACCAUACGAAAGAGAAGAUGAAAAAUCGUCGCUGAUUUCGAAUAAAAAUUACAAUGGUUUAAAGAGAGGUUCUCAACAUGGUCGCUAGUGACUCCCCAAAGUGUCCAUCGUCCACUCGAUGUUCGAUCUAUUCGGGAUCGAUGAAUAUAUUUAUUUUUGUUAUAUCGAAAGAUGCAUAAAAAGUAUCGUUGAUGGACAACAAGUUCGAGGAUCUCGUUAAUUUUGUUACCUCGAUAAUUAUAAAUGUUAAUAAUAUACAUUUAUGGAAUCACUUUGUGUUUUUAGUAAAUAUAAAUUAGAAAAACAUUGUUGUUUUUUUUUUGUUGUUACGUUUAAUAAAAAAAGGUAUUGUCAAUCCCUGUUUGAUUCCUAAUCCAUUCCUAUCUGACAAGGAGUCGAUUCUUACUAAAAUCAAUUUCAAAUACUCGAGUGAUCGUAAAUUUAUCUGUACAGGUUGGUUCACCUGAAGUUACCGAUCAUACGAUACUUUCAUAUUUUGUACGCCUGGUAAUAGCGCAAGGAACCGUAUGAUAUUCAACUUUCCAUUCAAACAUAAGUUAAGUCUCUUUCGGUAUGGGAAAGAUAGAGCAAAUUGCUGUAUCUUUCACAAAACGAUGCAACUAUCGUUACUUUCAUUUUUCUUUCUUGUACCGAUUACUUCAAAGAAACACGCUGGGUAGCAAUAAAGUGAACGAUUCUGUAUAUCAUUCGUAAGUUGUAUCGAUUUAUAAAUCAACCACGAUGAAGAAAAGAGAGUCUAAGACGAGACAUUUUUAUAAUCCGGGAGCUGGAUGUGCGAGCGAGAAUACAAUAAUUAGAUCGUAAUGUAUAAACAAUUUGUUCAAUUAAGACGAUUGGAUGAGUACUAUCUUGAAAAGACAAUACAUGCGCUUGUAGAGGCGGUAGACUAGCCGAAAGCGAGUCGAGGAUACGUUAAAGGUAUUGAUUUUCGGGCACGAGUUUCCUUCGAAACCGAAGAGGGGUUCGCGUUUGAUCGCUUUUCUCGAAUCGCGACACCAUCGAUUUAGACCUUUUGCAUGGUUUCAGAAACAAAUUCGCUCGUUCCUAUAGAAAAAAAAAAAAAAAUAAAAAAAAAAUAUAUAUAUAUAUAUACAUAUAUAUAUAAAAAAAAUAAAACGAAACUAACGCGAACCAAAUUAUACCGUAGAUUCUCGAAUUUCGAUCGACAGCCAUUUAUCGAAAUCGACUACUUUUUUCUACAAAGACUAUUUCACGCGAAAUUCGUGAACCACACGCGACUCGUUUCGACUUAAAUCGCGCACACAGCUAUACGUAAAAUGGAUGGAACAAAUAUAACGAGGUACGCGAGACGCGUUCACGAGGUUUGCUAAUCUUUACAAUUUCAUUCCACUAAAAUGGUAUUUUGUUAUUUAAAUCCUGAAUUUAUAACACGACAUUAAGUUAAAAAAAAGAUAAUGCUGCACGUAGCGAACACCGUUAAACAAGUAUUUCGCUCGUUUUUUAUUCGCCUCCCGACACCUUCCAACACCUCGUUAGAUUUCUUCCACUAACGGUACAUACACGCGUACACAUACGCACACGCAUACACUCAUUCUAGAAAUCCUCGUUUUGUCGCAAACGAAACGAGCCGGAAAUUUGAAAUUCGCGUCUGAAUCGGAAUCCCAACGAGGUGAUCCCAAAAGUUGAGUCUCGUAGCAGACUGCCGAGGACCGACGACGUCGUUAAUAUUUUUCUAUUAAACUCGAUCCUUUUCCUACGGAUUGCUGUAAAACGAGUCAAGAAUUCGAUGGACGUGGUCGUUUUACUUUCCUAAGUAAAAUUCAUCGCCGAGAACGUUUAAGUGCAAAUUAACAGAGACGAUUGCGUCACGAAACUUUACGACGCAUCGCAUCCGUCGAGUAUUACUUGACAAAAUUGAACAAAGACGCAAAAAUGAUCAAAAAGACAAUGAAAAAAAGAUAAGGCAUAAAAAGAAGCCUGAUCGUAAAUGUAGAUUAAUCGAAAGCGCUUGACGAGGAAUGUAGAAUCACCGAAGAUGAAGAUAAAAAAACCAAGAUUUCGUUCUCAUUUCUUUUUAUUAGGAAAGCCAGAGAACAAGUUUGUUUAUUUCUUCGUGUGAAAUUUAAUUUCGCGACAUAAUUUCGUCGAAAUGUUUCUCGAUUAUAGUACUCUACGUGUUGUCGUAAAAUUACGUCAAGGAGAAAGAAAGAGGGAGAGAAAAUGAAUUCUAGAAUUGCUUCGAAGAUCAAUCGGACGCAACAGUCUACCGUUUCCCUCGGGUUAAAUACAAGGUACUCGGGCUUUCUUAUCGACGUGAAACAAAUUUUAGUUUUUCGUAGAAGCGAUUGAUAGCGUCCUUAUUGAUUUUUUCAAAGGAGCCAAUUUUCUCGUGUGAUCGUGUACUCGGUAGUGUUGGGCAAAAUGUAAUCCACGAUUAUCAUUAUCGAAUCAGGAAAGAUGAGCAAAAUUCUUAUCCGGACAAAGAAAAUUGUUCCACCAUACCAUUCAACGUUUUCUCUGCCAGUGUUUUUCGUACAUUACAUUUCACGAAUCAAGAGAAACGACCCGUCUCAAUUCCGUGACGUACCCUGUACAGUCGAACUUCUGCUGUAUUUUUAGAAUCGGUGAUGCGAUUGACAGACACUUCGUUAGCGUCUACAUAGAUGGAACGGUAGAUAAUCUGAUUACGCAGGUAAACGACAAACAAGUUUUCUAUUAGCGCGAACCAAGUCUACGAAGCAUUUAUAUCGCAAACAUAGAAAAUGUUAGAAUCUCGCGUCCCAGGAUUUGAGCAUCGUAAUAAGGAAGACUGCAGCGACAAACAAGUUAGAUGGUAAAACAAGACCAAGCAUACUUAAACGUAUUGAUACCGCGACGGAUUAUACAUAACGAAUGACCAAAUCAAAAUAUUUACAGUACUAAGUGUAUAUUCGUUUCUUCUUUUUUUUUUCUUUUUCUUUUUCUUUUUCUUUUUCUUUUUUAUAGACCCACAGAACCGAAGCUUUUUAACGUUUUUAGUUUUCGUUAGUCUACUUAGAUCUACGACACUCGUGAAACGUAAAAAUUUUCAUCGAAUAGACAAGUAUAUUAUUCGAAUCUAUGUUGAAGUGAAAUAAGACGAAAAGGAAUUUCAACCUGUUCAAGAUCUGAAAUUGGCCAUACAGUUUGAGAUGUUCGAAUCGUACGUUUCUUCUGUGAGAUCAGCGCAAGUGCAAAGUCUGCACAGCGACAAGAUCCAAUGUGUUGACAGAGUAUAUGUACAUGUAUUUUACUUUACGUGACAUGUAAAGGCCACGGCGAAACGAGAAUCAACGUAAACGAAAUAAAAGGAUGAAAACGAACCGAGAAAACAAUAUAUCUAAAAAAAUGAUAAUUACAAAACAAAACAAAACAAAAAAAUAGAAUGAAAAGAAACGAAAGGCACCAGACAUGCCUUCGUGGUCUUUCAAAAUUCUCUUUCUACGCGUAUUCUUUACACGUCUUUCCGUCCUCGCACGGUCAGCGAAAUUAAUUACUUUUGUAGAUUUGUUUUCGAGCCGUAAGUUUCCUACGCUCUCUCUUAAAUCAAGUCGAACCGAGGAUAUUUUGAGCAUGAAAUCGUUGUAUACCGAUUUUUACGUAAAUCGCGAGUAAUAUGUCACAAUAUAUACAACGUAACUAUCGUUGCGACACGAACCGCUGGUAUGUACAGUUAGUAAUAGAACAAAAAUAGCGUUCCAUUUUUUGUUCAGAAUUUCAACGAAAACAAGAAUCGGGCAAAAGUUAAGCUGUUAUUUAUACGUGAGCGAUGGUAGCUACCAGGUUGUAGUAAAUAAUACCAGGGGAUAUAUCAAAGGUUAAUCGCUUAUCGUCAUGCGAACGUUUUCUUCUUCUUCUUCCAUUCGCGUUUGCAUAUUUAUGUAGUUUUUAUGAAUAAGAAGAUGACGGGCAAAAUGUUACUGGAGUACAAGAUGAAGAAACAACGUGGCCCAAUUAUUAGAUUAUUUCAAUUAUUAGAGACAUUUAUUAACGGAGACUUGUUUAUCUUUUGUUUGUUCUUUGAGAUUUUGAUCCAACUAAGAAUUUUGCUAAUUUCUGCGCGAUAGUUACGACGAAAUAUUGUGGUAUACUAUUGUCACGCUAAUUCUGCCCGCAGAACAGGACUAUAAAAAAUAAAACGCAUCUGUUUUUCGACGAGCUAUAUACACGAGAAUUUAACGCGAAAACGAAGAGCUAUUGGAAAUAGUAAAUGUAACUCGACAAAUAUAAGUAACAACUAUAAGGUUGUUUCCUGAAUAGUUCUUUUUAUAUAAACGGAAUACAUGCAGCGCGAGUAGUCUGCAUUGAUUUGUGCUGUAAAGUCGUAUAAAUAUCAAUACGACACUCAACGUACUUGGCUUCCUAGCUAGGAUUAAUCGAAAUCUAUAAGAUUAUACGUUUACGAGCGCAAAGAUAAUGGACACACUCUAUUAGUAGACUGUAUAUAGCGGUGUUCGGUAGUAUACGUUAAGUGGUCGAUCGUCUGCUUAAGAAAAAACCCGCAAACAGAGUUCAACAUCGAGACAUCGUCCUUUCUUUGGUAUUAUCCCUGAAUCUGUAUCAUCGUAUCGAUGAUUCCUUGUUAGACUUCGAAUUUAAUAAUUUACGUCUUUCUCGUAAGUAUAUCAGUCUGGACAACAGGGUAUCAUUAGCAUCGUACGUUAACGCGUUAGAUUACCGGAGAAGCCAUCGUAGGGCCAUUGUUUUCGUUCUGUUCUUUUUUCUCACGCGUUUGAUUUUUUAACACUCCGGGGUUCUUUCUUAAUCAGGCCAUCGAGUUGUCGUUGAAUGUAUUAAGAUAAAAUAAUAAUACGAAGCUUACACCUCGCAGACAUACAGCCUCUGCCACUAAAUGUAUAUAAGGAAUAUUAUAUGUAUAAUGACAGGUAGCGAAUCGAUUUUUAAAUGAUCAUUUAGAUGGCAACUAUGUUAACGCAAGCCGCCCAGAAGCGAAGACCUACACACGCUACCUUUUCGAGUAGAGUUCAGCUGUCGCGUUAACUUUGAACUCUAUGGAAUAAUGUUAACGUACUCUUUUUCUUUAUUUUCUUCCGAUUAUUCUCUUUGGUUGUUGGUUAAAUCCUCGCGUUGCAUCAUUUUGUCCAAAACGAACGAAAGACUUCGUAUAUCUAUGUUCCACUCUCACCAGAUGUAUCCUGACAAUUAUACGAUCCCAUAACGAGAAGGGCUUUUAAAAUUAAAGUGUGUAGUCAUUUGUAACUGAUCGAUAUUUAAAUGUUAUAAGUACGUAUAUCGAGAAGAAUGAAAGAGAGGGAGCUUUGAAUAGUGCCUGCUUAAAAAAAAAAAAUGAAAAAAACAACAACCCAAUCUACUGUAUCUAUAAAUGGUUAGACACGGUAUGUACGUUGUUUCAUACAUGGUAAAUUCCAUAGAAGUACCGUAGCCAAGUAUGGGAAAAAGUGUUAACUAAUGAAAUAUGUUCGUUAUUUUGGUAAUUAUACAAAUUGUCAUGCACAACGAAACACGCUUAUGUCGAGUUCGUUUAGGCUAAUACCUCCAACAAGUACUAUUUCGAUAGUCAUAUCGAGAUUCGAACGGCGUAGAAAAUUUAUUCGGUAGAAAAUUCCUACUCGAAAUAUUCUAUUCCAGCAUUUCCUUUUCAUUUUUUUUUUUUUUAUUUUAAUAUCUUCCGUACGAUUCAAACGAAAUAAAAUAUCGACUUAUUUUUCGAUCAUGUUUCACUAAUCUCAUAUUUUCUUACUACAUCAGACCACUCUUACCCAUACUAUACUAUGAGUUUACGUUAUUCGAUAUUCUUAAAUGUACAUAAGAACCUAUGUGGUCGUAAUUGUAUGUAAAUACUGUUAAACGUUCUAUAACUCUACUGAAAUAUGAAUACAAAAAAAAUUGGUUAUUUAGUAUAAUUCCGA
Molecule: messenger RNA, 9039 nt
Organism: Hylaeus volcanicus
Lineage: Eukaryota; Metazoa; Arthropoda; Insecta; Hymenoptera; Colletidae
Exons: 4
Coding region: 928-2382 (484 amino acids)
Cellular component (GO): membrane
Source: RefSeq, a predicted model, not a curated record